AUGAGCCCCCCUUCUCCCAAGAAGAAGAAUGGCGGCAACCCUUCUGCUCCCAGACAAAUCCGCUUUGUCGCAACCGACGGGCAGCCGCAAACCAAGCGCCGCCGCGUUAAUGCCGCAUUCGAUGUUCCGGUGAACAACCAGCAUGUCUGCCUCGGAUACACCGAAUCGACCGCGCACCUGCGAACGCAGUCCGACUCCGCAUCUCGAGCGCCGCCGCGCCUUUCGGCUCCGAACGAAUUGACAAGCCAGCAUGCUUCCCGGGCAAUUGAAAGCAGCUCCCCCGAACCAGUGCCCACAACGAUACCCAGGGGCCCCACAGAUAACUCAACCAAGACCAAACCGCCCGGAUCAAUGUAUAUCUCUGCUUUUGGGGAUACGCCUUCACUCGCGAACAAGGAAUUGGAUACACAAGCUAUUGGGGACAGUCCAGCGAGUGGUCGUACUUCUGUGAGCUCAGGGAGUCGCACGCAUGUCCCGUAUUUUCGAUACUUCGGCCCUACCGCGAUUGUGCCGGGGUUUAAACAAAUGGUUGUGCAGGUUCGAGGUUCUCGCAAGAGUAACCCGUCUACGUCCUCAGACUCUCCCUCUCCUCUUCGGAGCCCUAAACCGUCCAAUAUUCCCACAAGACCUCUGGCCAAUACCGCAGAUAAUCGGGACAGUCGUGAUGCGAAUAUCCCAUUUUAUGACCGAGAUGAUACACUUCCAGUUUCGAAUCUUGUAUCCCAUUUGUGCGAGCUCUUCUUUGCCCAUUUGGGCUGCAGCUUUCCUUUCCUACAAAGAGAAAGAUUUCUCCCGGACCUGAAAGAGAAAAAGGUCGACACCAUGUUGGUAGAUGCAGUGUGCUCCUUGGCUGCGAGAUUCUCAAUACAUCCGUCACUUGGUCCUCCACAGGCUCCUCCUAUUGAUCGCUCGCAGCCGCCACUCGACGACAAAAAAUGGGAUCGUGGUCUGCCCUUUGGUCAUCGUGCGAUGAGCGCUCUCGUCGAUUCACUGCCAUGUCCAACUCUCUCUGCCGUACAAGCCUGCUUAUUACUCGCCUAUGAACAAUUUGGAUCAAAUCAUGACAGUGGACUCUGGAUGUACCUUGGAAUAUCCAUUCGGAUGGCACAAGAUCUUGGACUGCAGAAGUUCCAAGGUCUCAGAUAUAAUUAUGGCAAGAGUGGCGUCACACCGAGUGAAGUGAUGACAGGUCACGCUGGGAAACUAAGAGAGGAACAGUACGAUGAUCUUGAUGUGCACCUGACACCCAAGAUUACCGCACAGCCUUUAGUUGAGGAACGUGCACGGGAGCGCGAACGGGUAGACUCAUUCUGGAGCAUCUUUUUCCUAGACAGAGUCAUCUCUUCGGGGACUGGGAGGCCAGUGACACUACGCGACGAGGAUAUUGAGCUCUGCUUCCCUCUUCAGUCUGAAUCCCAGCUACCAAAUGGGUGGCCCGCGCCUUUCCCACCGCUUAUUCGGAUCAUUCAUCUGUACGGCCGGGUGACCGACCUUAUUAAUGGCAUUCAGGAUGUCAAGCUCGUCACACCGGAUACGUUGAAGAUGUUAGCUGGGAUGGAAAGCGAUCUGACUGGCAUCUAUCAACGCUUGUCCCCAAGACUUCAUUUCAACGCAGCCAAUUUUCAAGCCUAUGUCAAAGCUAAGGAAGGAACAAACUUCAUUCUUCUCCAUUUUUGGUUCCAUACUCUGAUCGUUCUCCUUCACCAACCGACGUUGUUGAACUCAUUUGGUGGAUCAAUCCAACAUCUUUACCCGAAUAGUCGUGAGCUGUCGAUGUCAUCUGCCAAAACAAUUGCCGAUAUUUUAUCCUUCUCGGAGCUUGUUGAUGGGAAAAGCUUCAUUGGCAAUCCUUUCACGAGUCAGCCGAUGUACAUUGCGGCGUGCGCGUUCCUCAUGGAAAGUGCUUACUAUGCGUCUCCAUCCUCGGAAGCUAGAUCAAACCAACCUCAGCCAUUGUUGGCGAAUCAAUCUAGUGGGUUUGUGAUGCCCACGAUGGAGUCUUCGCAUGGGACAGAACGGAAGUCUACGGCGAGACAUAUCCUGCUUGCUUCUGCCGCGAAAGAGAAUUACCAGCGGUGUUAUAAGGCUUUGAAAGCACUCAAUACGUAUUGGGAAGGCACUGGAUAUAUUUUGACGGUGUUGGAUCAGAAGGCCAAGGGAAUUGUCGAUCCCCUCCUUUACGCCGUGGAGGACAUAGAAUUUACGGAAGGUAUCGCCCCAGGGCAACACCUUGGAACAGGAGCUUGGCGUUCAGGGAAAACACCGGCGGACUCUGGCUUUGAUCCAGAAAGAGCAGCCGGGGUCGCGGAUAUCCCAUCGGAAGGGAAAUGGUCACCGCACAUUGAUCCAAGUCAAGGUUUGUUGGAUCCGCUGAUACCCAUGAUUAACAUGCCACUAACAGCCUCUGUCUCGACAGCUAUCGGAUGGUCACUUACAGGAGCAACAAAUUCUUCCCAGCCGAACUUGAGUCUACUCUAUCAGAUGUCGACCACUGAGGCGGAGUCUCCGCCCAGUAGACCAACAUACUCGUCGCAGUACAGCCACAGCUACCCAGUCCUACCAGCAAAUGUCGGUGAAGGGCCAAGCUCUUCAUAUUCACAAUCUAUCGCACCAGCCAGGGCUCACGAAGAAAUGACACCCUCCCUCACGACAGAAAAUGCUAAAUACCCCAAUGUUCAAUCCAGAACAAUUAGCACCGACCCCUCUUAUUACAUGGAGAUGAAUCCAACGUAUCCUGAGUCAAACACGCGGACAAUACACCCCGUACAGACAACACAAUCUACUUUUCCUGGGAUGCUAUCCUCCGGGCUACCAAAUUCACAUAUGGAUACUCAGUCCUCCGCCUAUAAUUACUCGAUACCUCCAGCGACAGCCGAGCAGCAAUCCAGAAACCAAAUGGGGUCUCGCGACCCAGGUGCCGAUCUCCAACCGACCAUGGAUGAUGCCAACGGGAUGAUGAUCGGGAGUCACGAGGUGGAUAUGAACUCCAUCCACCAUCAAGACUCUUUCCCGUUUGUUAACGGCGAGAUCAUUCCGUGGCUGGAAUACCUGCCCCAAGAUGUCCUGAGUUUCUUCGGCGACCAUCAAAAUUAUCCGCUCAUGAGCCCUGAUGAUGUGUCACAGCCUCCGUAA
Molecule: messenger RNA, 3132 nt
Organism: Penicillium expansum
Lineage: Eukaryota; Fungi; Ascomycota; Eurotiomycetes; Eurotiales; Aspergillaceae
Product: fungal specific transcription factor domain-containing protein
Exons: 3
Coding region: 1-3132 (1043 amino acids)
Biological process (GO): DNA-templated transcription
Molecular function (GO): DNA binding; zinc ion binding
Source: RefSeq, a predicted model, not a curated record